CACGACUCCACGCACGUACGUAGGCUGCCUUCAGGUGAGUAGGCGGUAGUUCUUCUUCUUCUUCUUCUGCACAUCUCUUCUCUGCGUGGAGCAGCUUCAGAUCUCUGUACAGUGAAUACCAAGCACCUAAUAACUUUCGAGAGACAAGCAUGUUCGGCUAUUUCGCUGAGAAGCUCAACGUGAAGAAUCUGGGUGAGCUGCUGGCACCCACGCUCACGCCCGAGCAGGAGUUCCAUUCUGCCAUCGAGCAGGGGCUGCAUGAUAAGUUCGUGCACAUGCUGGAUGAGCUUAAUAUCGAUCCGAACGCCAAGAACGACGCGGGCAACCUCCCUAUUCACACGGCGGCGUACUAUGGUCGCGUAGACUUCAUUGAACUUCUGCUGACUCGCAACGUGGACGUCAAUGCCUUGUGUCCACGCCAAAACUCACCACUUCAUUACGCGGCAGCGCAAAGUCGCGACGAAGCGGUCAAGUAUCUUGUGAACCACGGUGCCAAUCCGGCGUUACGCAACCGUAGUGGCCGUACGCCAUACGACAUCGCCAAGGGAGACAACAUCCGCCAGUACUUAUUGCCCCUGCAGUUUCGGCAUGAAGACCCGUCUCAAGCUGCCACAAUGCUGCCACCGGGAAUCACUCCCUCCAUGGACCCGAUGGCGCCUCGACCGGUCAUUGCGCCGCCCCCGCUCAGUGGAGACUACACGGCGGCGCAGGGUCCUCCUAUGGGUAUGCCUCAGCAGCAGACACCGCAGAACAACUUAUACGCUGCUGCUACGCACAGUGCGAUCCCCCGUGGCGGGCCGUCGCGAUUCGCUCGUCCCAAGGACUACCGUCCCAUCCAGGCGGACGGCUUCGGCUCAAGUGUGGGCAACGAGGAGUUGACUGCUAAGUUCGGCAACAAGCGUGAGAUAAAGGUGACAGCUCCUCCUCCGUCCGUGAUGGUGCCAUCGGCGCCUGCUUCAGCUGACAGCGGUGUAGCAGAAAACGUCGCGGCUGCUGCUCCGCCUGCUCCUGGCGCGAACCCGUAUGCCUCCUCGUAUGCAAACCAGCCACGGACGUCGUCAACUGGCGGGUACCCUGGAUACGCGCCUCCCAACGCCGGUGUUGCAACGCGUGGCCCACCUCAAUUCAAGAUCUUCAACCCCAAGCUAGCUGGUGGAGCUGACGAUAACGCCAACACAGCCCCCGCUGCGCCAGCGCCUCCCGUGGCACACCAGCCUCCCGCCUUCGGGGCGGCAGCAGCUCCUCAAUACUCGCAGCAGCAUGGUGCACCUCAGUACGACGCGCCUGCACAGGACGAAGAAGUGAAUUUAUCUGCUAACGCGAGUGUGCUGCAGUAG
Phytophthora infestans T30-4 is the source of this 1337-nucleotide messenger RNA. RefSeq lists its product as uncharacterized. The record is from RefSeq and is a predicted model, not a curated record. Lineage: Eukaryota; Oomycota; Peronosporomycetes; Peronosporales; Peronosporaceae. Gene Ontology annotation, molecular function: protein binding. The coding region runs from base 150 to 1337 and encodes 395 amino acids. The transcript has a single exon.